Blastomyces dermatitidis ER-3 is the source of this 207-nucleotide messenger RNA. RefSeq lists its product as uncharacterized. Bases 1 to 207 code for a protein of 68 amino acids. The transcript has a single exon. The record is from RefSeq and is a predicted model, not a curated record. NCBI's taxonomy places the organism in Eukaryota, Fungi, Ascomycota, Eurotiomycetes, Onygenales, Ajellomycetaceae.
AUGAGAGAGACAGAGAAUGAACUGAAUGCAGACACACCAGCCGGCAGAAGGAACAAUACCUCACUGCAAGGCACAGCAACUACUGCUGCAGCUGUGAGAGAAGCAGGAGAAGAUGUGACAAUGAGAGCAGUGCUCCCACAGCUCAUUGACACUGUCACCUUCAACCUGACUUUCUUGACAGUCACAGAGGCCGCCGCCGCACCAUGA